This is a messenger RNA of Trematosphaeria pertusa, 2025 nucleotides long. RefSeq lists its product as uncharacterized. The transcript is spliced from 3 exons. Lineage: Eukaryota; Fungi; Ascomycota; Dothideomycetes; Pleosporales; Trematosphaeriaceae. The record is from RefSeq and is a predicted model, not a curated record. The coding region runs from base 1 to 2025 and encodes 674 amino acids.
AUGGACACUCCGCACUUCGACAAUGCAGAAAAGGCACUCCUGUUUGCGCUGCUUGACGUCCACCGAGGCAAAGCCAACUUCUUCAAGGCGAUCGCCGAUGACAUGAAUCGACACUUCAAAACAAACCGGUUUUGCAAGGAAUUGUUGCACGCCUGGUUGUCAUCGGCUGCGUGCAGGGGGAGAACGGAGGAUAAACUGAGGGAGAUGAGGGAGAGAGGGAGCGACAGCUUAAGGCGCGGCACCCUUCCAAAAGAGUACUUCGAUAUGGCGAAUCGAUAUCGGCGGGAGUAUGGUCUGGAAGGACUCCAUCCCGACUACAUGUCUCGUCGUUCCGGAAUUUUACAUGAAAAAGGCGAUCGGGCUGCGAGCCAGAGCCCUUCUAAAAGCCUCAUAGUCAAGCUCAGAACGAGGCCUAGGAUCCGAAUUUGGCUAAGGCCUCAAACUGCCCCGACACCAAAACGAAGGUCUUCCAGGCUCCAAGCAAUGCGCGACGCGCACGGGCCCGAGAAGAGCGGACACAACCAGUCUCAGCAACAUGGGAAUGACAGUCCAUACGUUCCCUCUACGGAGAUUUCCGACAACUCCGACCAGAAUGAUUUCGCUCCGUCUUUCACUCGUACACGGGCAUGCGGAGCAAGAAUUCCCGAUACGAGCACCACGCUGCCAGUCUCUGAAGAUGCGGGUCCCAUCGUCAUUCAUGACGACUCUUAUUUCACGCCGACGACGGGUCACGCAUCCUCCACCCACAGAGAACGAGAUGACCAGUCCGCCAUGAGUUUUCAUGACUGUUUCCCAAAUACCAACUCGAGCACUGGAGCGGGUAGUGAUCGGACCGACGACCCCGCCCUAAUAGCCACGAAUGUGCUACUCGACUCCGAAUGUCAGACGCUGAGGGCCGAAGUUGAGAUAUUGAAAAACCAGAUCACCUCGCAGAAGCAUGUAAUAAACGAAUACGAGCAUAAGAUAGCUCUCGAGAGUCAACGUAACAAAGAUUUCGAAAGGAUUCUCAAAGACAAUCUUGCAGAUAGUUUGGGAAGGAUCCUGGAGCAUAUGCUUACGAGAGACCGGGAGCGAGAACGCAUGGCAAAGACUUUCAACACAGUCUUUGGAAGCUUGGAAAGCAGAGAAUUCCCCCGGAACCCCUCGUUCCCCGUCUCACGACAGAUGUGGACGCAGCUCCGGGACUCUAUCAAGUGCACCCUCGGUGCCAGAGAGCAGUUCUUCCCGAAGCUUUGUGUCAGCGAUCUUCCAGAUGCUUUGCGAGACGAGUUGGAUGUGCUCUUAGCAGAAGAUGCCGGAACUGGGGAGCAUUACGCCAAAUUUCUGAGCGAGGCAAAGGCAUGGCAGGUCAUGAGAGCUCUAGUCGGGCGCCUUCUAUGCAGCUGGGUAUUCGAAUCUGCCUACCCAGACUUCCUCAGCGUCAAAGACGGCCCGACAAGAGUCCACGAGUUCCACCUCGCAGUGUGCAAGCUCCUCACCGAUGACGAAUCCUUUAAAAAGGAGGAGCUUCCUCUAAAGGCCACGCAGUGCGCGAACACUAUCCUGCAAAUAUCUCUCCCACUCUUCGAAAACGCGGCCCAAAGCACACGAUUCUGGGGUCAAGAAUACUCUAGCUACUGUCCGCUAAGCGGACUACAGUCCUGCUUUAUGAAGGCGCUGGAGUUUAAAAUCUCGCGCCAGCUCGGCCCCAUGGACCUGCGCUUCCGCAUCCAAUGGAUCUCCGCGGGCACCCGGUAUGAUGAGGAGUGGAUGACAUGCGAUUGCGAGAGCGAUAUUGCUCGCACCGGCCGGGAGGGAUUGAAAGUGAAGCUCUGCCUGUUCCCCGCGCUUAUCCAAUUUGAAGAGCGUGAGCGACGUCCCGAAGCAGGCCCAGCCGGGUUAGCGUCCGCGAUCGUGUACGGGCAGAAGUUCUCCGUGGAUAUCACCAACCAGCAAUUUGCAGACUGCGUCAAAGAAGCGGGACUUGAGGGCGCGUUUCUGGUAGCUAAGGCUACAGUCCUGCUGGAUUAUGGGGCGAAGGUGUAA